AUGGGAAUGCUUCCAAGAGAAAUGCUCCCAACUAUGGGGCUGGCGAAAAGAGGUCUUGAUGCAUUUCGGGGUACAGAAUCACCAACUGAAGAAGUUCAAAUGCCGGUUUGGGGCGCCGUGAUGAUCGCAAGUACUGUUGUUGUGUUCUUGAUCAUGGACUUUAUGGUUGAAUAUACCUUCACCAGACUCAUUCCUACCCUUCUUAUGGUCGAAUCUCCUCAGGCAAUCCUAUUCGAACCUCUCACAUCUGAAGAUCCCGAUGCGAAACUCGACCACAAAGGAGAUGCUGAACCGGAACUGUUACUUGUAAAGCAGAAACCCAUUACCUCAAGCUUUAAAUCAACCAUCAAGCACCUUCGCGCCCGCGCCGGAAAGCAAAGUCAUUUACGUGGUGUUGGAAUGCACUUCGUCAAAACCUUUGUCUUGGGUCUACAAAUGAACUUCCUCUCUAUAUUCCUCCCCAACAUCUUCGCUUACCCUCUUGCGAAUGUCCUCUGUGCACCUUUCAGUUUGGCAUGGACGCACAUUGUUAUCUCGGACCCAAGCCCACUUCCAUGGUUCAAGAGAAUGCCAGAUGUUGCAACUAUCAAGAAGGUUAUUCCAGCAACAGUUGUCUUUGCUCUCGCCAAACAAGCCGCCAUUUUCCUCCCAGGUUACCUUGCUCUCUCAAUCGGUCUCUUCGAAUCAUUCGAGAGUGAACCUUCAAAGAUGACCCCGCAACAAGUCUCAGCUAUGGGUAUCCAAACAGCUUCCGUCAUUAUUCUAGCCGGUGCCCUUGCUUUCCUUGUUCUCAUUCCAGCAAGUGUCAGCCUUAUUCGUGUUCAAGCUUCUCUCCUUUCCGAAGAUCAUGAAUCUAUCGUACCAUUCGACCGUACAUUUGGUGGACGUAUUUCUGAAGAUGGUGUCUUGGGCACUCUUGAUGCAUGGAAAACUUUUGACUGGAACUCACGUGUUAGACUUUUGAAGGCAUAUGUCAAGGCUGCUGCUAUGGAGAUUGCCGUCGCGACUUUCUUCAGCGUCGUUUUAUGUGCAGAAGUUCUCAUGGUUCUUGGUGCCGAUCACAAAAAGGUUGUCAUCGGAACAGAUGGCAAUGGAGCACCUAUUCAAUUCGAGAUGUAA
Molecule: messenger RNA, 1119 nt
Organism: Botrytis deweyae
Lineage: Eukaryota; Fungi; Ascomycota; Leotiomycetes; Helotiales; Sclerotiniaceae
Exons: 2
Coding region: 1-1119 (372 amino acids)
Source: RefSeq, a predicted model, not a curated record